Molecule: messenger RNA, 435 nt
Organism: Pistacia vera
Lineage: Eukaryota; Viridiplantae; Streptophyta; Magnoliopsida; Sapindales; Anacardiaceae
Product: probable pyridoxal 5'-phosphate synthase subunit PDX2
Exons: 3
Coding region: 138-425 (95 amino acids)
Biological process (GO): pyridoxine metabolic process; pyridoxal 5'-phosphate biosynthetic process
Cellular component (GO): glutaminase complex; cytosol
Molecular function (GO): glutaminase activity
Source: RefSeq, a predicted model, not a curated record
CGGAAGGCCGGUGCUUCACGACUUCAUUUUUUUUUUCUAUUUUUUCUUAGUUUCGCCCUUUAUAAUUUGACUGGUGCGCAGACUCACACAACACGCACACCAACUGAGGCCGCCAGCUUCCACCCAGCACGCCAGCAAUGGUAGUCGGCGUUCUCGCUUUACAGGGUUCUUUUAACGAACAUAUUGCAGCUCUUAAGAAGCUAGGAGUGAAGGGGGUGGAAAUUAGGAAGCCGGAGCAGCUUCAGAAUGUGAGCUCUCUUAUCAUUCCCGGUGGUGAAAGCACCACCAUGGCCAAGCUCGCCGAGUACCACAACCUGUUUCCUGCCUUGCGCGAGUUUGUUGAAACAGGAAAACCUGUUUGGGGAACCUGCGCAGGUCUUAUUUUCUUGGCAAAUAAAGCUGUUGGUGGGUUUUUCUUCUGUUGAUUCUUCUUUC